This is a messenger RNA of Juglans regia (Persian walnut), 1440 nucleotides long. Its product is annotated as ethylene-responsive transcription factor ESR2-like. The transcript has a single exon. Lineage: Eukaryota; Viridiplantae; Streptophyta; Magnoliopsida; Fagales; Juglandaceae. Gene Ontology annotation, biological process: regulation of DNA-templated transcription. The record is from RefSeq and is a predicted model, not a curated record. Bases 67 to 1305 code for a protein of 412 amino acids. Gene Ontology annotation, molecular function: DNA binding; DNA-binding transcription factor activity.
UUCAUUCGUUCGGACCAUUCUCCUUCAGCAACAAUUAUCUUUUUGCAAACGUACAGUCGUACAGAAAUGGAAGACGAUUUCAGGCGGCUAAAUCGGCUAACCCACUCGCUGGAGCCAAUCUCCGACCUCCAUAAGAAGUGCACCGCCAUGGCGACCGCAGCAACUACCACCACCACCACCAACAAGAGGUCCUUGAGAGAUCAACCCGGUGGCACAAUGAGAUAUCGUGGAGUUCGCCGGAGGCCAUGGGGCCGUUAUGCAGCCGAGAUCAGAGACCCGCAGUCCAAGGAGCGCCGCUGGCUCGGUACGUUCGACACCGCUGAAGAUGCCGCCUGCGCCUACGACCUCGCCGCUCGAGCCAUGCGCGGACUCAAGGCUAGGACCAACUUCGUUUACCCGGCUCCGCCGCCUCCCUCUGCAACCGAUACGUUCCUCCCUCCAUUUAACUUCCCCAGACAAUCUCGGCGGCCUGCUAAGAUCCCAGCAAACCGUCAUCAGUUUGGUGCCGCUUCAGGUUGGUCAGCUUUCUCUAACCAUCGUGAUGGUGAUCACUUUCCUGGGUCUGCAGCACAGAAAAAUAGCUCUCUGAACAUGUUGCUCCUUCGUGAUUUGCUUAGUUCUUCCUCGAACCCAUCCUUGGUCUCACCCACUCAGCCUCAGGGUCUUGAUCAUGAACAGCUUCCGUGCAUCAAUGUCUCUUCUUCUUCUGCUAGUGCCUUCUCCGACUGUUCUUUGUUGAAUCAGUCUAGUAAUUUAAAUAUCUCUCAAACUUUCGUAAGUUCUUCCAUGAGUCUUCCACCCAUUGACAACAACCUGAUCAGUUAUAACUGUAGUACUGGGGUUUCCAAUAGAACAACCGCUCAACAAAUUCAUGACUUUGAGUUCAUUCCCAAAGAGUCGUCAGACUCAGGCCUAUUGGAAGAGAUUAUUCAUGGGUUUUUCCCAAAACCAUCAACCAAGAAGUGUGAGUCUCCAAAAACCCAGACUUGCACCUUUGAUUCUGGUCCGCCGCAGAUUUCUGACAUGUCUAUUCCUCAAUCAUUGGAUGAGAUGAAGAGGGGGGAAAAGAAUGAGCAUCUUGGCUUCUCUUUUGACUACCAAGAAGUUCCACAUCAGCUCGAUAAUCUACGCGGGGUCAGAAGGGAUCUUUUUGGCAUGACUCAAGCGGCGGCGGUGCCUUUCAGUUACGAGAUACCGGCGGUGAAUCUUCACCAGGUUGGGGGGCCGGAAUCUAUGUUAAUGGAUGACCUCUUCCAGUACCAGGAACCGUUGAGUGCAUUUGCAGCUAGGGUGCACAAUGCUUGAGCUUUUGAGAAAACUAUCUCUGUUCAAGUAGUUUACGGCCAGCUUUUGAAGAAAUCUAACUCGAAGCUGCAUGAUCCUAGUGUUUUUGAAAGAUAUAUAUGUCUGAUAUCAUGUUAUAUAUGGUACUUAUGUACU